AUGGUGGCGGAUCUUUUGACCAAGACAAAGAAGGAGAAGGAUCAUGGCACUUCUUUGGUGGAUACUGCUGCAACGUCAUCCAUGCAAUGGACUACUAGUACUAGUAAUCCGGAUCUUCCAUCACAGACCAUGUGGGCAUGGCAAGAAAUGGCCGAGAAGAGUUCGCUGCCAUUGGGAAGAGGAGAGGAGUCAGGUGGCAAUGAUGAUCAACAGUUGCUGGUGUCAUCGAAAGACUACUUUUUGGAACAUGGCUUUCCCAGGCAAUGGAAGCCUGGUAGUCUGGAGAGAAUCUUGCAUCAAAAGGGAAACAAAAAGACAGGGUUGACCAUGGCAAUCCUUGGAGGGUCUGCAUCUGCCAGAGCAGCCAACAAUUGUUCUUCUUCUACUACUUUUUAUACUACUAAUAGUAAUGAUGAUGAUGAUUUGUACGGAGGACGAUACAGCAAUCAGCUACAAGAGCGUUGGAACGUCAUGACAGCAUCAUCCACAGCACAACAAUCAUAUCCACACCUGGAGGUUGUCAAUCUAGCCCAAGGAGCCACGGAUUCCGUCACCAAUGCCCUCAUGCUGGAUCAACUCAUUGAUCCUCGCUCUACCGAUGUGCUCCUGUGGGAAUUCCACAUUAACGAUCACCACGGGAGUCUAGAGGAACAAGUGCGCAAACUGGACUUUUGGUUGACACGCGUCAGAGUACUCUACCACAAUCAACCUCCACCUCCCAUUGUCCUCUUGUACCUCUGGGAGUUCCAAAUCAAUGCCCAAAACGGAAAGUGGAUACAAAGGACGAAUGGCACCAUUAUCAACCAACGUGUGGUAAACUCUGUGAUUCAUAAUCUCCUCGACACACCCUCUUAUUCCAAUUGGGACAUUGGAGUCAUCAAUGUGGGAGCCGUCAUCAAUCGAACCACCAUCAUGGCCCAUUCAUCGCGCCUCUUUGAUGACCGUCAUCAUCCUUCUUGCCAGGCAGUGGGUAUUAUUGCAGAUAUGAUUCAAUACUUUUUAGUUUCCAACUUAUUAUCAUCAUCACUAGUACGUUCCAAUAAUGAUACUACUGCAAAUGACACAACCACAGGAACAACAAUCAGCAGUAGCAUCACCUCUUUCAGAGGAUCUGCUGCUUCUACUAAUAUAUAUACUAAUACUCAGAGUGUUCUGAGCCCAGAUAUUCCUCUUGAAUGGAAGGAAUUGUGGACGGACUUGUUUGAUGCAAACACCACGGUGGGGUCACUCUCACCUUGGGUUCCACGAGGACAGUUUGGCAACCACACAAACUCUGCAUCCAGUUCUGUUACCACCAAUCUACACAUUGCCAACAGGCACGAUAUUGACCAGCAGCCCCUUGCAUUGGAACAUCGGGUCGACAAGCGUCGCGCCGAUCGCAAAUACGGCUACAAAGUAUUCCAUUGUGAUGCUACACCAUCGUUCCGGAUCAAACUAUUGGAAUCUCGUUUGAAAUGGAUUGGAUUGGCCUUUGGGACACAGGCACCAGUCAUUACUAUCAAUGGCAUUCGCCUCCAUAAUGAUAAUCAAACCAAAGCCUCUUCCACUUGGAACAAGGCCAUUGUCUAUGUCGAUCGGUGGAUCAAUCUGUGGGAGAUUCUAGAGAUCAUAAGGGGCAAAGAGGAUGAUCAUCAAUGCUCCUUUGAACUGUCGUUGUGUCACGACGAAGAAAGAGGGAGCUAUAAACAACUACUGCAGUUGAUUGGUGUCUCGAUCGAUGGCGAGCACCCACACAACUUGGGUUGA
Messenger RNA from Seminavis robusta, 1746 nucleotides. The record is from the annotation of a GenBank genome assembly. Lineage: Eukaryota; Bacillariophyta; Bacillariophyceae; Naviculales; Naviculaceae.